ACAGGGCAGGAGUAACUUCCUGUUUUUUAUUCCCUUAUUUGGCAUGAGUGGGCUGUCUCAUCAUGACUGCUGUUUAAAAUGGUGGAAAGGAAAGCCAGACAGCUGCAGUAGACGGAGGGAUCCAAGCUGUUUUAUCUCUGAGCAGUCGUGUCGAAGAAAAGCAGCAUCAUGGCUGAUGGACAAGACAUUAAGGGGACAGCGGUCAAAGUGUUGGCCCUAAUGGAGAAAGUGACCUCCUUCGCCUCCUCCAUCGACCCCAUCUUUGGAGUCGUCUCAUCCCUGGUUAAGGUGGCUCGAAAGGGCUUGGAGGACGACAAGACCCACCCUCUGGACAAGGACUUCCAGGAGAUCCACACCAAACUGGAGAGCAUUUCCGAAAAGAACCGUCUGAUAUUGAACGACAUCCUCGUCAAAGAGGUGAUCGAAAAUUACGGCAAGUACGAGGAGUACAUCAAGCACCAGUACAGCUCCUUCAUCCAAAUGGUAGCAAAGGUGAAGAAAAACCCGGGCGACGCCAAACGCUACAUGGAGGCGUUUGAGAAAAUUUACGAGCGCGACAAGUCAGACCUAAGCCUGGAUGUGCUCUACAAUGGCGUGAUGGGUAAAAGUGGCCUGUUCGGAAGACCUGUACUGAUGGUGUAUUUGCAAAGCUGCGAUGGCGACCGUAAAACCAUGGAGCAUAUCUGCUCACACUUUAUCAACCUCUUCCAUAUUGGCCUCAUCGCUCUGAUGGGCUACACAGCUGUUACAGAGGAUGAUGAAGACGAGGUGAAGGAGAAGUGGAGUAAGAGAGUAACGGACAUCCAGACGGCGAUGGAGGAUGUACUUGGUAAAUGUAAAGACCCAUCGUCCUGAACCCACAUAGUAAGCAUGUUCUUUGGGUUUCGCGCCAGAAACACCGUAUACAAAUUAGGAAAACGAUGUAAUAUUUGAAAAUAUUUAAAUAAGACCAAAGCUCUGUCACUAUGUGUGUACUUAAAAAGCGUAUGUUUUAUUUUGUUUUGAAUUGCUUUAUUGACUGCAUUUGUUAUCCCAAAAGACCGUCUGCCUCUUUGUGUCACGCCUCAAUAAAUGCUGAAGUUUUAUACAAUCUGACUGACAAUCUGUUCAAUAAAAUGAAUGAAUGAUUUACUAAAACAAAUGAAUGGAUCUAUUGAUUGGAAAUCAGUGGUGUCCAGUCCUCAAGGAUCAUUAUUCUGCAAGUUUUAAAUGUUUCCUUGCUACAAUACACCUGGAAAGACCAGGGAAAAGUCAUGGGCUUGUGACUAUAACCUAAUUUAUGUUACUAGUUUGCAGUGUAACUGCCUUUGUACUUCAAUAUGCAUAUUUGUUCAUUUAAUAAAAAAACGGCCACUUUGACAUUUA
Molecule: messenger RNA, 1365 nt
Organism: Nothobranchius furzeri (turquoise killifish)
Lineage: Eukaryota; Metazoa; Chordata; Actinopteri; Cyprinodontiformes; Nothobranchiidae
Gene: rpz2
Product: rapunzel 2
Source: RefSeq, a predicted model, not a curated record